AUGUCUGAAGCUGCUGUAUCUUCAGUUGAAGUUACUCGACCAAAAUCUCCAACUAUUUCAUUUAUAAAUUCAAAUAAAGGAAAACCUUUACUCGUAGCAAAUAACUAUGUUUUCAAAUUGAAUAAAACAACAACUACUACUAAAUAUUGGAUAUGUACACUUAAUGGAUGUUCAGCUAAAUUACAUACAGAUUUAAAUAGUCAAUUGAUUAAAACGAUUGGUGAUCAUAAUCAUCUUCCAGAAAAAGAAAAACUUGAAGUUCGUGAAUUUCGUGAAAAAGUCAAACAACGAGCAAUAAAUGAAACAACACCAAUUCCACGUAUAUAUGAUGAAGAAUGUGCAAAAGCAAUGUUGUCAGAUGCUGCAAUAGCUGUAUUACCAAGUGAACGUGAAAUGAAUAGUGGAAUUAACAAAGCACGCCGGGCUAUUACACCUACAAUCCCAACGACACAAUUAUUUGAUAUUCCUGAUGCUUAUUCGAAAAUAUUGCAGAAAAAUGAUUUUUUGAUUGUUGACAAGAUGAUAACAAGACGACAACGAAUACUUUUGUUUUCAUCAAAUGAACAAAUGAAAAUGCUUUUCACUGCUGAAACAAUACUAAUGGAUGGAACUUUUUCUACUUGUCCGAACAUGUUCGAUCAAGUGUACACCAUUCAUGCAAUAAAAUACGAUCAAUCAUUUCCCUGUGUUUUUGGUUUAUUACGUAAUCGACAGAAAAGUACAUAUCAUUUCAUGUUCAAUGAAUUGAAAUCAAUCGCUUUACAAAUGCAAUUGAAUUUUGCACCAAAAACAAUCAUGAGCGAUUUUGAACCAGGACUACUGGCUGUAGUUUCAACUGAAUUUGCUACAGCAACACACUCAUCUUGCUAUUUCCACUUCACUCAAGCCAUAUAUCGAGCAAUACAACGCGUUGGUUUAUCAACAUCCUAUAAUGAUGAUGAUGAUGUUAAACAAUAUUGUCGAAAAUUGAUGGCUCUCCCAUUGCUACCAGAAGCUAUUAUUGAAGAUACUUAUGAUGAAUUAAUUGUAACAAUGCCAAAACAAUUGAAGGACACACUAAAUGAUUUAUUAGAAUAUUUUUAA
Rotaria sordida is the source of this 1083-nucleotide messenger RNA. NCBI's taxonomy places the organism in Eukaryota, Metazoa, Rotifera, Eurotatoria, Philodinida, Philodinidae. The record is from the annotation of a GenBank genome assembly.